GCAGCAAUUGAGAUUGCGUCAAAACCAACCAGACGGCAAAAACAAAACAGAAGUAGGUCCCACUCACUUCUCACCCAAACACAAACAAAAUAAAAUCUUAAAAGUAAAACAAACCCAUUCAUCAUUCUUUCCAUUCAUUCACUCACAAUUCACUUCGCAUUUCCAACAAACCCUUCAACCCAAAUCCAAUAACAACAUCACUCUUCUUAUUCUCUUCCAUCAUUCAACCUUUUUUUCUCUAUAAAAUCUCUCACCCUUUCACCCAAUAUCAUACACAACACACCUAUCAUAUAGGUUGGUUGAAUGUUGUGAACAUACAAAAAAUGGGUUCAUGCUGUGUUUUUAUGAUCCAAGUCUUCAUACUGGUUUGUCUUUUGGUUCAAUGCUUUGAUGCCAAAGUGCAUGCUGAUCUUAAUGCUGCAACACUUGUUGUAGAUGCUUCUCAGGCUUCUGGUAGGCCAAUACCAGAUACUCUUUUUGGAUUAUUCUUUGAGGAAAUCAAUCAUGCUGGAGCUGGUGGACUGUGGGCCGAGCUUGUGAGCAACCGAGGAUUUGAAGCUGGGGGCCCUAACACUCCUUCAAAUAUUGAUCCUUGGUCAAUUAUUGGAAAUGAAACGAAUAUUAAUGUUGAAACGGAUCGUACGUCUAUCUUUGAACGUAACAAGAUUGCACUCCGAUUGGAGGUGUUAUGCGACAAUACCUGCCCCGCUGAUGGUGUUGGCGUUUAUAACCCUGGCUUCUGGGGCAUGAAUAUUGAGCAAGGGAAGAAAUAUAAAGUUGUUUUCUAUGCUCGUUCAACUGGGCCACUUAAUCUAGCAGUUUCGUUCACUGGACCUAACGGCGUGGGAAACCUCGCUUCAACCGUGAUCACGGGUUCUGCAUCUGAUUUUUCAAACUGGACCAAGGUUGAGGCUGUAUUGGAGGCCAAGGCAACGAGUCGAAACUCGAGACUUCAAUUAACGACAACUGCAAAGGGUGUAAUAUGGUUGGACCAAGUGUCUGCUAUGCCAGUGGACACAUAUAAGGGACAUGGUUUCCGAAGUGAUCUUUUUCAAAUGCUGCUAGAUAUGAAACCAAGUUUUAUCAGAUUUCCAGGUGGUUGUUUUGUCGAAGGCGAGGCUUUAAGAAAUGCAUUUCGAUGGAAAGCUUCAGUUGGACCUUGGGAGGAGAGACCAGGGCACUUCGGUGAUGUAUGGAAGUACUGGACUGAUGAUGGAAUUGGAUAUUUUGAGUUCCUCCAACUAUCAGAAGACUUGGGCGCUUUACCAAUAUGGGUAUUCAAUAAUGGUGUAAGCCAUACUGAUGAAGUUGAUACGUCCGCCGUUUUACCUUUUGUGCAAGAAGCCCUUGAUGGACUUGAGUUUGCGAGAGGCGACCCGACUUCAAAAUGGGGUUCCGUUAGAGCUGCUAUGGGACAUCCGGAGCCAUUUAACCUAAAAUACGUUGCUGUUGGAAAUGAGGAUUGUGGAAAAAAGAACUAUCGUGGAAACUACUUGAGGUUCUAUAGUGCAAUAAGACAUGCUUAUCCUGAUAUUAAAAUCAUCUCGAACUGCGACGCUUCUUCGACUCCUCUAGACCACCCUGCCGAUCUUUAUGAUUAUCAUAUUUAUACUGGCGCGGAUGACAUGUUUUCUAGAUCUACAGUAUUUAACCGAGUAACACGAAGUGGUCCAAAGGCAUUUGUAAGUGAGUAUGCGGUGACGGGAAAGGAU
This is a messenger RNA of Lathyrus oleraceus (garden pea), 1712 nucleotides long. Its product is annotated as alpha-L-arabinofuranosidase 1. Lineage: Eukaryota; Viridiplantae; Streptophyta; Magnoliopsida; Fabales; Fabaceae. Gene Ontology annotation, molecular function: alpha-L-arabinofuranosidase activity. The annotation marks the transcript as partial. The transcript has 14 exons. The record is from RefSeq and is a predicted model, not a curated record.